Molecule: messenger RNA, 731 nt
Organism: Acaulospora colombiana
Lineage: Eukaryota; Fungi; Glomeromycota; Glomeromycetes; Diversisporales; Acaulosporaceae
Source: the annotation of a GenBank genome assembly
CGGCAAACCGCCUUUCAAUGAUAAGCCAUUGUUAGAAACAAUCAGAAUAAUAGCUGGCGGUUUGAGAGAAGAGCAUGUCGGUGGAACACCAUUGGAUUACAUUGAGAUCUAUAAAAAUGCGUGGCAAGACGAUCCAACGCGAAGAGUCACAAUAGGGGAGAUUCAAUCUAAUCUUAAAAAUGUUCGAUUAAAACCUGUGUACGAAUAUACCUCAAAUGUGAACAAUGCAAAGAUGGUAGAUUCUUCUACUAGUGACAUGAUGUCUCUCUACGGCUACUCGGAAAACACAAAUAGCGUGGGAGUCCUUAGCCGUGGAAUGUCUACUCUGCUCAUCAACAUUAAUCCGAGCACACACGAAAGAAGUGUGCCGGGGGAUACUAGCAAGAGCGGAAAUACCAAUCCGGGUUAUGGUCCGAACGUGAAUAAUACAAACAUCGGUUUCAAUGAUCGUAAUAUCAACAAUCGCUACACCGAAAAUGCCGGAAAUCAUAGCCGCGAUAUCGGCCCCACUGCCACUUCUCCCACACCAAAGAAUUUCGCCGCCGGUGCACCCUCCAAUUCCGCCAAGGAGAAUGGCAAAACACUCCGGGUUGACCUUGUCGGGGGUGGUAACCGUAACGGUGGAAGUCGAGUCAAUGGCGUCCAGGUAUUCCAACAAUUAUCCAUAGAAUCCUCGUCUAAAGAGUUAAACAACACGAAGAUGUGUAUAAAUUUACCCACGAAGUUAAACU